AUUGUGGGCGGGCUGGGUCGGAGCCGAGGCUGCGCGGCUGGUGCCGGGGCAUUGGGGGUGAGGGGAGGCGAUGAAGUGUAAGCGCGUUUAUAACCGUGGCGGACACUACGGUGAUAAAGAGUAGAAGAUGGUCUUAAGGACUCAAGAUGAUGAACUCUGUCUAAUCCCUGACGUUGAUUAAGCUGAAUACAUUGUGAUUUUCAAUAAUUGAGACAGUGAUUCUAAAAGCUGUCUACUUUAAUGAAAAGAAUAAUGUAGUCAGCUUAACUGAAUCAUCUGUAAAUUUUGAUUAGUACCAUAACAUUUAAAUAAUUCACUUGGACGAUAAAUGUUUAAUUCCUCCUUAAUAGGGGAUUAAGUAAGAAAUUAUUUAUAGAAUUAGAAUUAAUUUUUAAAAAAUGGAGAUGUUUGGAAGCGUACCUCCUCUGGCCACAGAGCCUUCAUUACCACUGAAUGUGGAGAAUCAACCGUGUCCCCCACCUCUUCCUCCAAGUGUGCCGCCGCCUCCACCACCUCCCCUGCAAACGUCCAGUGACGCAGAAGUUAUGGACGUUGGCUCUGGUGGUGAUGGACUUUCAGACACUCCCGCUGGGGACUGUAACACGUCCAGCCAAGACCAGCAUCUUACGAUGGAAUCCACUGUCUUUAACAACCAAUUCACAUCAGUGUCGGGAAGUUGUCCACUGAAUCCAAGAACAGCACGUCAUGCACCAGCUGUUCCUAAGUUUGCCCCUGAUAUUAAGUUGCUCAAAGAUGUUAAAAUCAGAGUUGUUUUUUCAGAUAAUAGUAAAAGCAAAGACAGGCAGGUAGUAUAUGCUGGGGUUGAAUCUGGUGAGAAAGGUACUGAAUUUAGCAAUAGCAUGAAUGGAGGUUUGCAUGGCACUCCUUUUGAUAGGAAGGGAGCAGUAGAGUCAGGGGCUUUCUGUAAUAAAAGUACUGAUAAACAAGAAGUUGAAGACAAUCAAGAAAAAAAAGUGGAAUUUGCAGUACUCGAUGAACUAGACUUCCGGGAAAACUUCGAAACAGAUGAUGUAGAAGGAACAGGUUUCAAAUCUGAAAUGAUCAUUCAACAGGAUCACAUCGAUGAAGAAGCUCUGAGUUAUUCAUUUGAGGAUGAUUUUGAUAAUGAUGUUGAUGCGCUUCUGGAGGCAGUGCUGCCUCCUCCCAAAAAGAGGAAACGGGUUGAAGAGGAUGUUACUGGUGACAGUGACCACCAAACUGAUGAAGAAACAAGUGUGCAGCCAAUGAUGACCAAAAUUAAAACUGUGUUAAAAAAUCGUGGGCGUCCACCGACUGAACCCCUUCCUGAUGGCUGGAUCAUGACAUUCCAUAAUUCUGGUAUUCCGGUUUACCUGCACAGAGAAACCAGAGUAGUUACCUGGUCACGACCUUAUUUUUUAGGAACGGGAAGCAUCAGGAAACACGAUCCUCCGCAGAGCAGCAUUCCCUGUCUACACUAUCUAAAAAUGAGAGACCAAGAGAGAGAGCAGAAUAUGGCAGCGAGCAAUGGUGAGGUAACCAAAGUGACCAUGAAUGGAGAUAUGUCCCUAGAAAAAAUUCAGAAUGCUUCUGUAGAAGUAAAUGAGGAACCAGACUAUACUGCCACUGAGCAAAACUCCAUCACUAAUUCAGUAUCUCUCAGUAGCUCAGGGGCAAUGAACUCUAAAUCCUUGGAAGAAAGAGAAGCCUUAGGUGGAAUCAUUGCAGCAGGAGCCCUGGGGCAGGUGAAGGCUAAAGUAGAAGUAUGCAAAGAAGAAUCUAUUGCCAUUGAUGAAUUUAAAAAAUAUUUGGAAAAACGCUUCGAUUUCGAACAAGUCACUGUGAAGAAAUUCAGGACCUGGGCAGAACGUCGCCAAUUUAAUCGGGAGAUGAAACGGAAACAGGCAGAAGCAGAGCGGCCUAUUUUGCCAGCCAAUCAGAAGCUCAUUACUCUCUCUGUGCAGGAUGCACCCACAAAAAAAGAGUUUGUCAUUAAUCCAAAUGGGAAAUCAGAAGUUUGUAUACUGCACGAAUAUAUGCAACGGGUCCUAAAAGUUCGCCCUGUUUACAAUUUUUUUGAAUGUGAAAAUCCAAGUGACCCUUUUGGAGCCUCAGUUGUUAUCGAUGGAGUCACCUAUGGUACAGGAACUGCCAGUAGCAAAAAACUUGCAAAGAAUAAAGCUGCCCGAGCUACACUGGAAAUCCUCAUUCCUGACUUUAUCAAACAGACCUCUGAUGAGAAGCCCAAAGACAGUGAUGAACUUGAGUACUUCAACCACAUCAGUAUUGAGGACUCGAGGGUUUAUGAACUGACAAAUAAAGCUGGACUGUUGUCACCAUAUCAAAUUCUCCAUGAGUGCCUUAAGAGAAAUCAUGGAAUGGGCGACACAACCAUUAAGUUUGAGGUAAUUCCUGGUAAAAACCAGAAGAGUGAAUACGUCAUGACCUGUGGCAAACACACAGUGAGGGGCUGGUGUAAAAACAAACGAGUUGGCAAGCAGUUGGCAUCUCAGAAAAUCCUACAAUUAUUACAUCCUCAUGUGAAGAACUGGGGGUCACUACUACGCAUGUAUGGCAGGGAAAGCAAUAAAAUGGUCAAACAGGAAAUGUCUGAUAAAAGUGUGAUUGAACUGCAGCAGUUUGCCAAAAAGAACAAACCGAAUCUACACAUUUUGAACAAGUUACGCGAUGAGAUGAAGAAGCUGGCACGGGACAGGGAGGAAACUCGUAAGAAACCGAAAAUGACAAUAAUGGAAUCAGCACAGCCAGGCAGCGAACCUCUUUGUACUGUUGAUGUGUAAAGCACUGCAAAAUGGAGAGCAAUAACGCACUGGACAAAUUCAUCCUCUACAGAUAUCUUUGUAAUCUUGUAGAGAAUUUAGGUUGCAAAAUCCAAACAAUUUUCAAGGUCUGCCCGUCGUAGCUUGACAGUGUAUUGCUUUAAUUAUGCAUCAGCAUUUUCCAUUACAACAGGCAAUAUAUUAUUGAACAGGAAUCUUUACCUCUAUGCCAGAAAGGAAUAUUAGACUAAAGGUAGAAUGAGAGAAUGUUGGAUAUUACCUCAGAGAAGAACCUUUAGACCAGUGAAUUUAUAAUUUGAUUGAUUAAAUUUUUAGGGUGUUUGAAUUUCCUGCAUUGGCCAGCUAUAGAAUGGUGAUUGAAAUAUUAUGCACUAAGCUGUUGGUCAAUUAACCUUUAUUGUACUGUGGGGAUAACUUGCUGGAAGAAAUACAAGAAAUACUUCUCAUUGUUUACGUGUAAUCUGGUGCCAGUAAGAGAUGGCUUUCAAUAGACACAAUCUUAAGUUAUUUUUUUAAUAUGAACUUUUUUUUUGUUAGCAGGUUUUAAGCAAUUUAUCAAGAAACUUUGAGUAAACUACAUGUUUAAAUGAAGUGACACUUAGCUAGCCAUUACUGAAGAAACACAAAGUUUAUAUGUGAGAUCGUUUGAGGCAAAGGUUUGGGAAAAUUGGAUUUGCUUUGGAAACAUUAGAACUUAAGGUACUGGCAUUUUGACUAAACAGUUUUAGCAGUGGCCUUUGUAGGAUGUAAUCAUUCGCAAAUGGUUCUUAAAUUGGAAAAUAGUAACUACCGUGGUCUUUACUACAUGGACACAAUGGUGUUUUAAACACAUUUUGUAGCAAUUGUGACUUUGAUUUCAAUUAAGGAAAUCUGUUAAUAUGCAUCAUUUUUAUAUGGAAAUGGUCAAAAAUCUGGAUCAUAAUAAGUAACCAUAAUGCAUGUUGAGACUGCAAGAUACUGUUGAAGAGCUUGCGAUGUUUGCCUUUCACUCUCAACUCCUGUCGUUUGGCACAGAUAGAGAAUAUGUAAUUUUGUAGCAGUAAUUUAGUGCCGUCAGCUUCGGAGUUUUGCAUCAGAGCUGGAAUAUCAAUCAUUUUUUUUAACUUCUGCUUCUGAUUUGCAGUAUUGUUUUAAGCCUACAUCUUGCAAGUUGGCAAUUCUAACUCGGUCAAUGUUUUUUGUAGUUGGUUUUUGUUCAUGUUUUUUUUAGUGUGGCCCUCUGUUUUAGUUGGAACAAAUUAUGACGCAAAUGAACAGGUUUAAUUUGCCUCAUGGCUGAAGAGUUGGUAAAAAGAGUGUAAUGUUUCUGCACCUAAAAACUUGCAUUAUAACCGGGUAUACAAACUUGGAGGUUUUGAAAUAGAUGCUUGAAAUAGUUCUCAUUGUCUUAUAUUUACUUUUCUUGAACAACUUAGCUUUUCUACUUCACUUGAACACAAUAAUAACCUGAAGAGGCAAAGUACCAUGACAAGCUCCUGUGUACUCUUGGUAACGUGAACCAAAGCUUAAUAAUCGUGUCUUAUGCAAAUUGACAAACUAAAACACUUUUUUAAUGCUUACUGCAGGCUUCAACAGUGCUGUAGAGUGAAAAAGAAAAAUGCAAUAACUGCUGGAACAAAAGCUUGUAUUUAAAAUGUUGUGCACUGUUGUUUUGUCAAGUUUUUUUGUGUGUUUUAAAUGUUUACUACACCUCCCUGUUGAAUGCAACAUUUCUUGCCUUUGCACAUAAGCACAAGAGCUGCUGUGAGAGAGUACAGAUUGUGGUUUAGCAGAAUUGCAUUUACGUGAUCAAUUUUGUGAAUCAUAAAUGAAAACUAGUUGUCUUAGCUUCCCAAUUGAUUUGUACGUUUAAAAUCGGUAUUUGUGUGUAUGUAUUGUAAUGUGUAAGUGCAUUAUAUUCAAUGUAGAUGUCUUUUUAAAAAUUAAACCACUCAACUCAUUUCUGUGUCAAAGGUAAUCAUGAAGUAAAGGAUUGUAAUUUGACAACUUUUUUUUUAAUCCAUUUGGAAACAAGAUUUGUGAUUAUGGAGUGUCUCUUGAUUGGGCGUAGUUCAUUUUUCAAUUUUUUUAAAGCCUGUCUUAUUGGUACAUCAUUGUGUACAUGGUGUUACAGGAAGGAGUAACCAAUUGGCCUGAAAGUAAGUUAAUCUCACAUUAAAUAAAUGAUAAAGAUUUAGAAAAAUGUUUAUUCAUAAAUGCUCGACAAGUACGUAAAAUUUAGUGGUCAUUCAAAAUGGGAAAGAGCUAACACUCCAAGAACAGUAUUGAAGUCUUAACACUAUCAAAUUUGGAAACAAAGUGAGAGGCAACUGUAUUUUCUUUUUAAAGUUGCAUUUGAUUUGCCCAGAAAUUUGAGGACAACUUUAAAUGUGGAUGUCAAUCAAUUGCAGUGACUACUGGUAUUAAUGUCUGAAGAUAUUCUAGCAAAGCUUUAAUAACUAAUAUAUUGUAUGUUCAAAGUUUUUAAAUGUGACUCUUUACAAACUGGCAAGGAGAGAAUUAAUUCCUGUGAACAAAAAAAACAUUAAUGGAAAACUACAAUCUGACAUGAGAGCAUAGACAAAUUCUUAGGAAGUGUGACAUUUGGUAUUCUUGGCAGUUACUACCUGAAUUGUAUGAAACAAGAACACUGCAGAUGCCCCAGCUUUACAAACUGGUUCAUUCUAGUGACUUGGGGCUUCAUUUUACUAUGGUCUUAGUCUAUAGUCAACACACUAUUACCCUGUUCCAGCGUCUGAUUUAUGAAGAUUCUGAAAUUGAAGUUAAUUUCUUUUUUUUAAUGGAAGGAAUGAAGACCUUAGUGGAAUUUUAAAAGGACAAAGUUAGUAUCAGUGUUUUUAUGAUUUUUUUCUCUCUGAUUUAGGAAGAAAUAAGAAUUAUGCAGUUGCAGCUUUGCAUUACAUGGGAAAUUUGGUCUGUUGAGCCCUUUUUUUUAAAAAAAAGUCAUUUGUGUGUGAUGGGAACUUGCAGUGCAAGAAUGGUGCCACACCUAUGAAUUGUGUGCAGUUACAACAAUACAAGUGCUAUUUUAAGUGGCUAACGUCAAGGUUCACGUACAUGUCCUUUAGCCUAUGCUUGCUGCACUGCACAGCCAUCUGGAUAUUUGUGUGUGGUCCUUUUCAAAUGUAAUUUUUUUUUGCGCUGUAGUUUGAAGCAAUAAAGUUUGAUAAUUCAUG
Pristis pectinata (smalltooth sawfish) is the source of this 5956-nucleotide messenger RNA. It is a transcript of the gene dgcr8, whose product is annotated as DGCR8 microprocessor complex subunit. Lineage: Eukaryota; Metazoa; Chordata; Chondrichthyes; Rhinopristiformes; Pristidae. Gene Ontology annotation, biological process: primary miRNA processing. Gene Ontology annotation, molecular function: double-stranded RNA binding; primary miRNA binding; identical protein binding. The transcript has 14 exons. The coding region runs from base 399 to 2780 and encodes 793 amino acids. The record is from RefSeq and is a predicted model, not a curated record. Gene Ontology annotation, cellular component: microprocessor complex.